AACGAGGAGACACACCACGCCGCAAGGGUCCUCAUCCUCAGACUAAAUCCUCAGUCUUUUCUUUACCUUACGGCAUUUCAGUCGUUGACUCAAUUCGCCAUUGUUGUACGGCAACCCCAACCUCAAUUAUCUUCUACUUCCUUAAUUAAAUUUAUUAUUUCCACUCUUCCUCAUCUAUUCUAUUCUACACUAAGAUUCUAUUUAUUAUUACCUUCGAUUCGAUGUACGCCGCCACUCUCGCCGUCGUCUUCUUCCUCCUGUCGUCGUCUUUUCACCUCCGGCAAAUCGCCGUCGCCUGCAACCUCCACGACCGCGCCUCUCUCCUCUCCUUCCACCGCCUCCUCCACCCGCCGCUCAAUUGGUCCGCCGCCGCCGAUUGCUGCCUUUGGGAAGGCGUCGCCUGCUCCGGCGGCGCUAGGGUUUCCCGUUUGUCCGUACCGAACAGAGGCCUCGCCGGAACUAUCCCUCCCUCUCUCUCCAACCUUACUUCCCUCGUCAGUCUAAAUCUCUCCGGCAAUAAAUUCUCCGGCGCCCUCCCGCCGGCGUUCUUCCACGGCUUGUCCCGCCUCCAAGUCCUGGACCUCAGCUCCAACCGCUUCUCCGGAGAACUCGACGGCCUUACUCUGCCGGCUUCAAUCCGAGCCGUCGAUUUAUCGAACAAUCUAUUCGCAGGCGCCGGCGCCCUCGGCGGUUCCUUUCUCCGGAGCGCGUCGGGUCUCGUCAGCUUCAAUGUCAGCAAAAAUUCCUUCGCCGGCGCCGUCGAUUUCCGCGUUAUCUGCAACGCCUCGCCCCUCCUCGAGGUCCUGGACCUCUCGUCCAACGAAUUCUCCGGCGAGCUGCCGGAAGGCCUCUCCGGCUGCUCCGGGCUACAGAUCCUCCGCGCCGGCUUCAACCGCCUCACCGGAAAUCUCCCUGCCGACCUCUACAGUGUGAAAGCGUUGAAAGAAAUCUCCCUUUCGAACAACCGGUUUUCGGGUCCCAUCGCCGCCGCCGUCGCCGCUCUUUCAAAUUUGACAAUUCUAGAGCUCCAGGUCAACGCGUUGACCGGCGAGAUCCCGCCGGAAAUCGGGCGGCUGUCGCAGUUAGAACAGCUUCAACUCCACAGCAACAGCUUCAACGGCUCUUUGCCGGCGGCGAUGGCCGAUUGCCGCCGUCUCUCGACUCUGCUCCUCCGCAACAACAAUCUCACCGGAGAAAUCUCAGCCGUCGAUUUCUCCAACCUCGGGAGGCUCCAAACCGUUGAUCUAGGUAACAACACAUUCUCCGGUGAGAUUCCGGCGACCCUCUGCCUCUGCCGUUCCCUGACAGCCGUCCGAUUGGCGUACAACAAAUUUUCCGGCGAGCUUCCGCCCUGCGUGGCUUCCCUCCGAUCCUUACAGCAUCUCUCCCUCUCCGACAACUACUUAUCGAACGUCGCUGGAGCUUUAAAGAUUCUCAACAAUUGCCGCAACAUAACGGUCCUGUUCCUGUCCCGGUGUUUCGACAACGAAUCAAUGCCGCAAGAUUCCGAUUUCUUACAUCUUACCGGAUUCCGGAACCUUCAGAUUCUCACCCUCGGCGGCUGCCGGCUCGAGGGCCGAAUCCCGUCGUGGAUCGCGAAAUUAAAGAAUCUCAAGGUCCUAAAUUUAUCGUACAAUCGAAUAUCCGGCCCGAUCCCGUCUUGGCUCGGCAAAAUGCCGAGCCUAUUCGUGCUCAACCUUACAAAAAACUCGUUAUCCGGCGAGCUCCCGCGCGAGCUCGCCCGAUUGCCCGCGCUAAUCACGGACAACUCGACUUCCGAUCUGAGUUACCUCGCAUUGCCGUUUUUAUUCGAUAAACUUCAAUACAAUCGACUUUUCAAUUUGCCGCGCGGGCUAAAAGUCGGGUUUAACAACCUUAGCGGCGCGAUCCCGCCGGAAAUCGCCCGAUUGAAGCUCCUCCAUUUGCUCGACCUCAACGACAACAAUUUCACCGGAACGAUCCCGCCUCAGCUCUCCCGAUUAACGAACCUCGAGAGAUUGGAUCUCUCGGGGAACCGUCUCUCGGGGGAGAUCCCGGGAUCCCUCGCCGGCCUCCAUUUCCUAUCAUCGUUUAGCGUCGCGAAUAAUGAUCUUGAAGGCGAAAUUCCGAGGGGGGGGCAGUUCGAUACGUUCCCCGCCGCGUCGUUCGACGGGAAUCCGAAGCUCUGCGGCUACUUGCUGCGGCGAAGCUGCUCGAUCGCGGCGACGCCGCCGGGAAUUUCGCCGGAUAAAGUUGGGGAUAGCUGGUGGCGUAACGUACCGUUCGGAACGGGGUAUUCGAUCGGAUUUUUGGCGGUGAUCGUCGUUGCCGGCGGCCGGAGUUUCCGGGGAAUGGAGAGUAGUGAUAGCGCAGAUGAUGUAGAAACAAGAAGUUCUGUAAGUAGGUCUAUUUGGUAGUGAAAAAUAUCAUUGUUAAAAUCGGGGAUUAAAAAGUCGAUUUUAGGGGUGAAUAUUCAGAUUUAUGGUUCAGAAUCAAUUUUAAAUUUUGUAUAAAAAAUUGAUUCAAACAAAAUCAAAUUUUAAGAAA
Molecule: messenger RNA, 2526 nt
Organism: Andrographis paniculata
Lineage: Eukaryota; Viridiplantae; Streptophyta; Magnoliopsida; Lamiales; Acanthaceae
Product: tyrosine-sulfated glycopeptide receptor 1-like
Exons: 1
Coding region: 222-2396 (724 amino acids)
Molecular function (GO): protein binding
Source: RefSeq, a predicted model, not a curated record